AUGGAGCUUUUCAUCCUAUUCUUAAAUCAAGUGGACUUGGAGUGGUUUCCGUGGACUCGUGUAGGUUUAGUUCUAAGGGCUAAAGGGAUCUAUUUUUCUCAUGCCUUUGAUCCUGCUGUCAUGGAGGCCAAGGUCGUCUCAAGGCAUGGGCCAUUAAGACCUAUGCCUAAGAAACUUGCUCACGUAGCUCUCCUCCCGAGUGCUGGCAUGGGUCACCUCACACCUUUCCUUAGAAUUGCUGCUUUACUCUCGGUCCAAAAUGUCCAAGUUACUUUCAUCACCCCAUAUCCAACGGUCUCCCUGGCUGAGUCACAAGCAUUAUCUAGCUUGUUUGCUUCCUUUCCUCAAAUCACCAGAAAGCAGCUUCAUCUCCUUCCACUUGAAAAGCUAAAUCCUACCAUUUCAGAUGACCCUUUUUAUUACCAUUUUGUUAUUAGACAGUCUUCUCACCUUUUAUCCCCUCUGCUAUCUUCACUAUCUCCUCCUCUCUCGGCUUUUAUCACAGGCAUGACUGGUUCAGGAAAGGAUGAUUUACAUGAGAUGGAUGUCAUCAAGUCAGGUCCGGAGAUGAUGCCCAAAUCAUGGAUUCCCCCACCACUUCUUGAAAAAAGCAACAAUUCCACAAAGAGCUAUUUCAUAGAGAACGGUAAGAAGAUGAUAAAAUCGAGUGGGAUUCUGGUUAAUACAUUUGAAAGUUUUGAGAAAGAAUCACUCAGAAAACUAAAUCAUGGUGAAGUUAUAGCCGGACUACCCUCAGUUAUUCCUAUCCGACCACUUGCACCAUGUGAUUUUGAGAAGAGCAAACCAUUAGCGUGGCUUCAUGGUCAGCCAGCUGGAUCAAUACUGUAUGUUGGCUUUGGAAGUAGAACUGCUUUGUCAAGAGAUCAAGUGAGAGAGCUGGGUGAAGGGCUAGUAAGGAGUGGGGUUAGGUUUCUCUGGGUGGUGAAGGACAAGAAAGGUGAUAGACAAGAUAACGAAGAGCUGGAAGAGGUAAUUGGACAUGGAUUGAUGGAGAGGGCAAAGGAAAAAGGACUAGUGGUGAAGAAUUGGUUAAAAACAAGAGGGAAUAUUAGGCCACAAAGCAAUUGGUGGAUUUUUGAGUCAUUGUGGGUGGAAUUCCGUCAUGGAGGCUGUAUGGCAUGGAGUGCCAAUCUUAGCUUGGCCCCAGCAUGGAGACCAGAAAAUCAACGCAAAUGUUGUUGA
Messenger RNA from Dovyalis caffra, 1203 nucleotides. The record is from the annotation of a GenBank genome assembly. NCBI's taxonomy places the organism in Eukaryota, Viridiplantae, Streptophyta, Magnoliopsida, Malpighiales, Salicaceae.